AUGAAACACGUCUUGCUGCAACGCCUACUGAACGAACCGUCUUCGUGCUCGGAAGCAAAGGAGUUUAAAUGCUUUCGUUUUAUUUCAUUUCAGGGCAAAUCGACACUUAUAAAUCGUUUUUUAGAUCGUGAUGAUGUACCGAGACCAACACUAGCUUUAGAAUAUUCGUUCGGUCGAAAAACUGCGUCGGGACAAGGCGCACAAAAGAACAUAUGCAACGUGUGGGAACUGGGCAGCCUAUCAAACUCCAGUCAGCUGAUAGAGAUGCCCAUUCGCUCCCAUGGACUUCAAACAUUCUCGAGCAUCAUUAUGCUAGAUCUUUCCCAACCCGACCGACUGUGGACCGAUCUCGAAAGUGUGCUAAAUGGUUUGAGGCAAGCCACCGAAAAACACGCUACCCUGGGUCAGAUAGAAGAAAUGAAAGCACUCACUGUACAGCGAAUCGGUAAAGACCAUCCUGACCUAAACACGCUAGAGUUGUUCCCCUUUCCAAUCGUCAUCGUCGGUGGUAAGUACGACGUUUACCAAAAUUUGGACUCGGAGGUACGAAAACACGUGUGCCGAUGUUUGCGCUCCAUCGCUCACACUCUAGGUGCCGGGUUGGUGUACUAUUCUUCGAAAAACUCCUCCGUUUCUAAACUCGCCAGAGACACGAUGAACCAUUUAGGUUUCGGAAGUCCUUCAAAUCCGUUUCGGGCGGCCUCUUUUGAUCAUUCGUCACCGCUAGCCAUACCGUUCGGGGCGGAUUCGUGGGCACGGAUCGGAGUAACGCCGAGUAAUUCGGAGCGCAUAGGCCAUAGUUUUAGUACGCAAAUUCCCCAACUGCCGUUGGCAAACAGUGGUAUCGUGCCAGACGAUCCAGCGAAAGACACCGGAUUUAAGGAGGUUUCCAUUGACGAACUGCGCUCGCAAAAGGAUGAAGAACUGAUGUACGUGCUGAAGGAUACCGAGAUACGAAUGAAGUUUGAAGUCGUACAGUAA
Anopheles maculipalpis is the source of this 981-nucleotide messenger RNA. RefSeq names its product cytoplasmic dynein 2 light intermediate chain 1. The record is from RefSeq and is a predicted model, not a curated record. Gene Ontology annotation, cellular component: axoneme; ciliary basal body; cytoplasmic dynein complex. Lineage: Eukaryota; Metazoa; Arthropoda; Insecta; Diptera; Culicidae. Gene Ontology annotation, molecular function: dynein heavy chain binding. Gene Ontology annotation, biological process: intraciliary transport involved in cilium assembly; intraciliary retrograde transport. The coding region runs from base 1 to 981 and encodes 326 amino acids. The transcript has 2 exons.